Trifolium pratense (red clover) is the source of this 1068-nucleotide messenger RNA. RefSeq lists its product as uncharacterized. The transcript has 7 exons. The record is from RefSeq and is a predicted model, not a curated record. Bases 44 to 745 code for a protein of 233 amino acids. Lineage: Eukaryota; Viridiplantae; Streptophyta; Magnoliopsida; Fabales; Fabaceae.
CUCUCUCAACUCAAGUUCAAGUCUCUAUCUAUCCUAAGAAACAAUGGCAUCAUCAACAUCUUCAACUACAUUCUGCAACCUCAAAUUUCACUCCAAAAUAGUACAAAACAACAACAAUAACAAAAACAAAACCAAUUCUUUCUUUCUUCCUCCUAGUAUUCUAAACAAGAAGCAGGAAGAGGAAGAAAACCACGACACAAACAACAACACCCACCAAAUCAAUCGAAGACAGCUUAUAUUGAGGAGUAGCGAAUUAGCAACCAUUGGUGCCAUCUUCAAUUUCAGUGGGAAGAAGCCUGAAUAUCUUGGAGUUCAAAAAAGCUCACCAGCAUUGGCUUUGUGUCCAGCAACUAAGAAUUGUGUGUCAACCUCUGAGAAUGUCAGUGAUCUCACCCACUAUGCUCCUCCUUGGAACUAUAACCCUGAAGGCAGGAAAAGUCCUGUGAGCAGAGAAGAAGCAAUUGAGGAGCUAAUAGAUGUGAUAGAAUCAACAAAACCAGACAAAUUUACACCAAAAAUAGUUGAAAGGAAAGAAGAUUAUGUUCAUGUGGAGUAUCAAAGCUCAAUCUUAGGGUUCGUAGACGAUGUUGAGUUUUGGUUCCGACCAGGUAAAGGUUCGAUCGUGGAGUAUCGAUCUGCGUCAAGGUUGGGAAACUUUGAUUUUGAUGUGAAUAGGAAAAGAAUCAAGGCACUGCGACAAGAGUUGGAGAAGAAAGGAUGGGCAUCUCAAGAAACUACUAUAUGAGUAAACCUAUGCAAGAUUCAUAUGGGUAUUUAAGCAAAAAAAAUAGCUUAGUAGAUUACAAAGCUCACACAAUUAAUGUAAGAAAACGUUUCUUCAGAUUAUUAGGAUUAUUGAAAUGAUUGAGAACAAUAUUUCUGCUCUUAGGAAGGAAUGAUAUGAAGAUAUCGCCUCAAAUCUUCUCUAACGUCAAACUUCAUGUAUUCUUCUCGAACCCUUUAAUAUACUAGACUAAUCCUAAUAAAUUUGUUAAAGUUGAAAUGUGAAUUUUAAUACUUCAUCCAGUUGCGAAUAUAUUCGAUGGUCUCAAAUAUAAGUAAAUUUAA